Zingiber officinale is the source of this 2679-nucleotide messenger RNA. Its product is annotated as pheophorbide a oxygenase, chloroplastic-like. The transcript is spliced from 8 exons. Bases 833 to 2467 code for a protein of 544 amino acids. Lineage: Eukaryota; Viridiplantae; Streptophyta; Magnoliopsida; Zingiberales; Zingiberaceae. Gene Ontology annotation, molecular function: 2 iron, 2 sulfur cluster binding; pheophorbide a oxygenase activity; chlorophyllide a oxygenase activity. The record is from RefSeq and is a predicted model, not a curated record. Gene Ontology annotation, cellular component: chloroplast thylakoid.
GUGCGUUACUACGAGUCUACGACCCAACAGAGUGACCUUGGAGGUCGCUUGCGGUUGGAAGUGCUCGCAAGGCUGGUAGCCCCCCAAGGGCGAGCAACCUUCAAGGUUGCUCGCGGGUCUGCAACCCCCCGAGGGUGAAAGACCUCUGGCGGCACCGCGAGGGCGAACGACCUCGAGGGUCGCUCGUGGGGCCGGCGGUCCUCGCGUGGACGAGAGCUCGCGGGGCUGGCAGUCCUCGUGUGGGCAAGCACUCACGAGGCCGGCGGUCCUCGCGUGGCAGAGCGCUCGCGGGGCCAGCGACCCUAGCAUGGGCAAGCGCUCGCGGGGCCGAUAGCCCUCCGAGGGCGAACCACCUCGUGCUUGGAGGCUGUUCUCGAAGCCGUCGGCCCCGCGAGGGUGAGAGUGAGCAACCUCCGACCGAGAGGCAUUCUGCUGGAGGUCGAGUGGCGGUAGAAGAUGACAUGCAAGGAGGCGUUCCUUCGCCAGCACGUUGCGAAGUUACACAACAUGCUCCGUAGCCAGCAGUUGGCCAACUACGAGCUCGAGACCUCGGAGGUUGCUCACGAUCGGAGUUGAUGAAUGUUCAAGAAUCCAACUAAUCAAAUCAGGAAGACACGACGCUAGAUUCCAGAUGCGUCCCUGUUCUCAUUGUCUUGUGGCCCUAAGCAGUUUUGCUUGACCACGCCUGGACUGCCGGUGCAGUUCUGUUCUCGACCGCAACGCACACUUUGCUUCCUCGUCACGCCAUCGCUCGGACAACUCGCAAACCAAAUUGCCUUUUGCCUACUGGAUAGGCAUGGGACGGGUCCAACUAUAAGACCAGCUGUUCGGGAUGCAAUUCACAAACCAAAUGGCUUCGUUAUUAUUGUCCUUCUCUCCCUGCAAUUCCAACUCCCUCGAUCGGAGGCCUUCGCUCUCACAAUCUCCCACUAUCUCAUCAGCAUACAAGCCCUCCUCCGUCCGCCGCCGCCGCGGGUGUUCACGGAGGAGUCCGCCGCGCCUCCUCGUGGCCAACCCCUCCUCUCCUGUCGCCCCGAGCCCUGCCGUGGAUGACAACCACGACGCGGAGGAGGCCUCAUCGUCCACUCGAUCGGAGCCUGCGUUCUCCUGGAGGGAUCAUUGGUACCCUGUCUCCCUCAUCGAGGACCUCGAUCCGCGCGUCCCCACCCCCUUCCAGCUCCUCAACCGCGAUCUCGUUAUCUGGAAAGAUCCCAACUCCGGCAGCUGGGUCGCCUUAGAUGACCGCUGCCCUCACCGUCUCGCGCCUCUAUCGGAGGGAAGGAUCGACGAGAGCGGUUGCUUGCAGUGCUCGUAUCAUGGAUGGUCCUUCGAUGGGAGCGGCGCGUGUUCCCGGAUCCCGCAGGCAGCGAGCGAAGGGCCUGAAGCGCGGGCAGUUCGAUCGCCCAGAGCUUGCGCAAUCAAAUUUCCUACCCUGGUCUCGCAGGGUUUACUGUUUGUCUGGCCCGAUGAGAAAGGUUGGGAGAAGGCCACUGCUACGCAACCUCCCAUGUUACCAGCAGAAUUUGAUGAUCCCAAUUUCUCCACCGUGACUAUCCAGCGUGACCUGUUCUAUGGCUACGAUACACUCAUGGAAAAUGUCUCGGAUCCGUGUCACAUAGAAUUUGCACAUCACAAGGUCACUGGGAGAAGGGAUAGAGCUAGACCAUUGCCAUUUCAGUUGGAAUCUAGUGGUCCUUGGGGCUAUGCUGGUUCAGAUAACGGGAACCCACGCAUCACUGCUAAGUUUGUUGCUCCUUGCUAUGCUAUGAACAAGAUAGAGAUCAAAACAAAAUUGCCUGUUCUUGGCGACCAGAACUGGGUAAUCUGGAUCUGUUCAUUUAACAUACCUAUGGCCCCAGGGAAAACUCGCUCCAUUGUUUGUAGUGCUCGAAACUUUUUUCAGUUCACAAUGCCAGGCCCUUCAUGGUGGCAGCUGGUUCCCCGCUGGUAUGAGCACUGGACUUCAAACAAGGUGUAUGAUGGUGAUAUGAUUGUACUUCAAGGACAAGAAAAGAUUUUUCUUUCUGAAAUGUCAGCAUCCUCUAUAGAUGUCAAUCAGCAAUAUACGAAGAUUACAUUCACACCUACACAGGCUGAUCGUUUGGUUCUAGCAUUCAGGAAUUGGUUGAGGAGACAUGGAAAUGGUCAGCCUGAUUGGUUUGGCCACGCUAACCAACAUGCAUUACCUUCAACUGUCCUGUCCAAACAUGAGAUGCUUGACAGAUUCGAGCAACAUACCCUCAAAUGCUCAUCCUGCAAAGGUGCCUAUGAGGCUUUUCAGGUUUGGCAGAAAUUAUUUUUAGCGUCGACAGUCAUUUUUUGUGCAGUUGCUGGAAUUCCUUCAGAAAUUUCAUUUCGUCUCCUUCUCGCCGGGGCUGCCAUUGCCAGUGCUGCCCUGGCUUAUGCUCUCAAUCAACUCCAGAAGAACUUUGUAUUUGUCGAUUACGUGCAUUCUAAGAUUGAUUGAUCCGUAUCAUGUUGGUCCACGAAUAGUGAUGGUGUAGAGCAAGAACCAGGUAUAUGAAGUUAUAUGAACCAUUGUUGUGGCUAGUAAGAUGAUGCUGUAAAUGUCUGAGUUCUAUGUUGUGGCUAGCAGGAACACGGUUUAUUAGAAACGUUGUUCAAAACAAAUACAAAUACAUUAGUAGAAAAGGAUUUUCCUCAGAAUUUGCGUUCAAA